AUGUCCAGCUAUUUCAGUAGUUUCUCUCUCAACAAGUUUACCGAUAGUAUCAGCAAUGCCGCUCAUAAGACCCAGGAUACUUUGAGCAAUGCUAUCUCAAACAUUCAAUUAGAUGAUCCCCAAGCUAUAUUGUCUUUAAAAGCUAGAAAACACCAUCUUCAAGAAACUUUAGGGACUAUAGAAGACAUAAGUAAGCUUCCGCCUCAGUACCAAUUUUUGGAGAAGAAAUGUGAUUCGCUGGAAAAGGUUUGCAGGAGAAUGCUGCUCGUCACGCAAACUUUCGAAGUCGAGGGCUACGACUACCCACCCAAUUUGAGCGAAAGCAUUUCGGAUUGGUGGUCAACAAAUAGAGACGGCUUGUUCUCGUUUGUAAACUCCUCUAACAAAAAGGAAACCAAACCAGAACCUGCUAAAGAGACAGACGCCCCAGUUACGGCCUCUUUUGCUCAAGCCAUCUCUAAAGCAGCUAGAGACUCCGGUGAAGUGUUGAAGGCUUUGAAAGAAGAAGAGAAACGGGCUUCACAACCACCCGAGGAGGAUGAGGAAGAAGAUCAGGAUAUUUCUCGUUUGAUCAAAAUGUUUGAAACAUGGGCCAAUUGUGAGCACAAGAUGGAUCAGGGAAAAGCGGAAAUGGACUCUUUAAUGGUCAAAGAAUUUAACUCCAAGCUAUCCAAUUUGGUGGAUACCAAAUUCAAAAAUAGUCGCGUCCUGCGCAAAAAAGUUGAGGAUUCCCGACUCAAAUUCGACACUAUGCGCUACGAAGUCAAGUUGAAAGAGCAACAAGCUGCGGAUGUCAAAGAGACCAAACCUGAAACGGCCAAUGCGCAAACCGAGGGCUCCACAGAGCAUAAUGGCAGCAAGGCGGAAGAAACCUCCGCUAAAGCAACUGAGAGUACCGAACAGAAGUUACUUGAAAAAUUGGAGGACGAAUUUGUUUCAAACACCACAGAGGCCGUAGAGCUUAUGGGCGAAAUAACUGACAGCGCCGAGCUGAUCAAUCUGGUCAAGUUGUUCCACAACUUUCAACUCUUGUACCACAGACAGUGCGUCAAAGAGCUGGAGACCAGUCUCGAGCAGUUGAACGAGCUCGAAACAGAAACCUCCUAG
This is a messenger RNA of Lachancea lanzarotensis, 1107 nucleotides long. Its product is annotated as LALA0S01e07844g1_1. Lineage: Eukaryota; Fungi; Ascomycota; Saccharomycetes; Saccharomycetales; Saccharomycetaceae. Bases 1 to 1107 code for a protein of 368 amino acids. The record is from RefSeq and is a predicted model, not a curated record. The transcript has a single exon.